AUGGCUCAAGAACGAGGCUUCGUCGAGUUCCUCACCACCGGCCGGGCUCGCAUGAGAGAGCCGAUGGCCGGGCAGCCGAUCAGCAACCAGAACCAGCUGCUCCGCUUUAUACGCUGCUUCACCGGCCCGUGGACUCCCUGGAUGCCCAUCGGCGUUUUCCUGAUCCACCACGCCGACGGGCCCAUUCUGGUCGACACCGGCGCCUCGUCGGAGUGCAUGAAGCCCGGCUACGUUCCGUCGUACAUGUUCGUCUCCAGCAUCCUGACCCAACUCGAGGUUGAGCCCAAGGAUGACAUUGUGGGGCAGCUAAAGACCCGAGGGAUCAGCCCGCGAGACUUGCAGGGUAUUGUUGUCACGCACCUGCACACUGAUCAUGCCGGCGGACUGGAAGAUAUUGUGAAGCUGGCACCCGAUGUCCCCGUCUACAUGAGUGCUGACCACUGGGAGGCUUAUGGAAAGCAUCCUACCUGGGCCGAUAUGCAGGGCUGCGCGUCAAAACACUGGCCCAAGAAUUUCAACCUCAAGCUACUCAAGUUCGAGGGGAGCCCGGUUGGGCCUUGGACUGGAUCCGAAGCCAUUACUGCAGAUGGGCAAGUCGUGGCGGUUCCGACGCCGGGCCACGUGCCAGGCCACAUCUCUGUUAUUAUCACGGAAGACGCCCAGCCCGGCCAAUCUCCUUACACGUUUCUUGCGGCCGGAGACGCAACGUAUAAUGUUGGGCUGCUGGAACGAGAGGAGCCGGAUGGAAUCAAUCAGGAUCCCAAGACGGCGUUUGAGAGCUUGAAGUUGAUCAAGGAAUUUUCGAGGCAAAAGGAUGUUGUCGUUCUUCCGAGUCACGACCCUGAUACGCCUCGAUUCCUGCGGGAUAGAGUGCACUUGUGGUAUCAUCAACCAUUAGAGAAGGAAGAGCAGCGCGUCGACAUGGCUGUUGAAUCUCGUGAGAAAUCUGCCCGUCCGGAGCCGCUUCGAAUCUUCCCAUCAGAGCCUCUACCUCCUAAGCUCAUCACGAGUGUGAACAAAAAUCGUCCCAACGGCUAUUAUGGCUCCUUUGACGCAGACCUGCUGGCUAACACGGCCGCCGAAUUGAUCGCCGUGAAUUCUGAUGCUCAGAAACAGCUUCUCGUGGAGGUUUUGAACCGGCUCCUGAUACAGGCCGAGGCCGACUGCAUUGCCGAAGCUGUCGCCGGCCAGAAAAAUCCAAAGGCGGAGGCCACACACUCUUGCUGGUUUUGUAUUCGCAUGACCUUGCCGACGGAUGAAUGGGUGGUACCUCGAUGGCAUACAGAUGGUCGGAUGUUUGACUGCACCUGUCCGGACUCUACCGCGCCGCACUCAAAGUACGCCUUUUCGAUUCUUGGUCCAUCUACCAGGGCGAUACUCACGAACCCGGACGCACACAAGAUUUUGCACUCACCCUCACCAAGUGGACGGCGUUGGGACACCAAUGACCCCGAUCUUGAGCUGGCCACGGCAUUGGAGAGCUUCCCGCAGGCUGCCAUUGAACCAGGGCAGAUGAUCCGCUUCAGCUGGGCUCAGGAGGAUUCUCCGAUCCACUCUGAGCCGGAUUCGACCAAUAUGCAUCGUGUGUUUGUCAGUAUCCUUUUUGGGAGCGAGAGUGAGUUGCGGGAUAUGUGUGAUCGCAGGGGAGAAACAUACGGCGCCUGGUAUUGA
Clonostachys byssicola is the source of this 1671-nucleotide messenger RNA. The record is from the annotation of a GenBank genome assembly. Lineage: Eukaryota; Fungi; Ascomycota; Sordariomycetes; Hypocreales; Bionectriaceae.